Molecule: messenger RNA, 1940 nt
Organism: Nerophis lumbriciformis (worm pipefish)
Lineage: Eukaryota; Metazoa; Chordata; Actinopteri; Syngnathiformes; Syngnathidae
Gene: opn5
Product: opsin 5
Biological process (GO): visual perception; G protein-coupled receptor signaling pathway
Cellular component (GO): membrane
Molecular function (GO): G protein-coupled receptor activity
Source: RefSeq, a predicted model, not a curated record
AGGAUCUAAGUUUAUUUAUCUGCCAAGAGGAUCUAAGUUAGUUUAUCUGCCAAGAGGACCUAAGUGUGUGCAGCAGUGACGGAUGAGCACAAGAAAAUCCGGCACUGAUGGCAGUGAUGGCGAACGAGAGCUGGCCUUCUUACGUUCCACAUUAUCUCCUCCGUGGUGAUCCUUUCGCUUCCAGACUGUCGAAGGAGGCGGACCUUGUUGCAGCGUUGUACAUCUGCAUCAUAGGCAUCAUGUCUGCCACAGGGAACGGCUAUGUUUUAUAUAUGACCUUCAAGCGCAAAACCAAACUGAAGCCUCCGGAGCUCAUGACUGUCAACCUGGCCAUCUUCGACUUUGGCAUAUCAGUGACAGGAAAGCCCUUUUUUAUUGUUUCUAGUUUUUCCCAUCGCUGGUUGUUUGGUUGGGAGGGCUGUCAGUUCUACGGCUGGGCAGGCUUCUUCUUUGGAUGCGGGAGCCUCACCACCAUGACCAUGGUCAGCUUGGACAGGUACCUCAAGAUCUGCCAUCUCAGAUACGGGACGUGGUUGAAGCGGCAUCAUGCCUUCUUGUGCUUGACCUUUGUGUGGAUGUAUGCAGCCUUCUGGGCCACCAUGCCCCUGGUCGGUUGGGGACACUACGCCCCAGAACCAUUCGGGACCUCCUGCACUCUGGACUGGUGGCUGGCACAAGCGUCUGUGUCUGGCCAGACCUUUGUCAUGGCCAUCCUCUUCUUCUGCCUGGUACUACCUACUGGCAUCAUAGUCUUUUCCUACGUGAUGAUCAUAUUUAAAGUCAAGUCUUCUGCAAAAGAGAUCUCCAACUUUGACGCCCGAAUCAAUAACAGCCAAAACCUGGAGAUGAAACUCACCAAGGUGGCAAUGCUGAUCUGUGCAGGCUUCUUGAUAGCCUGGAUCCCGUAUGCGGUCGUGUCCGUGGUGUCGGCGUUUGGGGAGCCGGACUCUGUGCCCAUCCCUGUUUCUGUUAUUCCUACCCUGCUCGCCAAAUCCUCCGCAAUGUACAACCCAAUCAUCUACCAGGUGGUAGACCUGAAGAACUCUUGCUCGUCCUCCUGUUUGAAGGUCCUGGGUAAGCGCAGGCACUUUCGAAAGUCCAGGUUGUACACCAUCUCUGACUCCUUGAAGGAGCGAGCCGCAGCCAAAGAAAAUCACACUGAGAUGUGAGACAAGACUUCACUUGACUUCACUCGCUGCCUCAUCAUCUUCACUCUUCUCCCUCUCUCAAACAACAACAACACCCGCAGACGUUGCAGUGCACAAGUCAUGUCAUGUUUAAUACACACACUGUCACACAACACAACACAACACAACGUUGUAGGUGUGAUGAUAAGUUGUUCCUUAAAGGGGAACUGCACUGUUGCCUGUCACUCACAAUCAUUAUGGGACUUUUUUGCUUUCAACAUUCUAACAUGUAAACGUUGGCUCCUUCUAAGUGGCUAGCAAUGCAGCUAAUGUUAGCAAUCAAUUCUACCUCUAAAUCACUUUAAAAAUGCAUCCAAAAACAGUAAACAAUACUUCAUUUACGUUGUGUUUAUUUGCCUAAGCACUCCAUUUACGUCGGAAUAGCUUGGCUUCAAAUUCCACUUUCACUUCACUCUUUCGGUUUCCGUCCGCUUCAACGUCUCACUCUUCUUUCGUGCUCGCUUCGAGAAGCAAUAGUUCAUCCUCCGUAUCUUCAGCUUCAAAAAUAUAUACGGUUGUCAAUUUUCAUUUGUCUGUUGCCAAGUCUGCCAUGAUUAGAUCACACUCGUGUUUGUUUCCGAAAGUAGGAACACACAUUUGUUGUUGCCAGAAGUCGGAAACAGAGAUGAAUGCGCCAAGGAAUGAUUCAAAUGACCAAAAUACGGUAAAUAUACAUAUUGUUAUGAAGGUGUCUGUUAGUACAUUAUAUAUAUACUUGCAGUGUGUAUAUUGUACAUAUUACAUAUUGUUAUG